AAAUUCGGACACGAAAGUCUACAUUUGGUUCUCCAUACAAAACGGAAAAUUAAAUUUACACGUUUGGUCACCUGCUCUGUCCCAAUCCCCAAAUCCAACUACACCCAUCGCCAUUUCUAGGGUUUUAAUCCCACUCCCAUUGCUCUCAAUUCAAUCAUUCCCCCCAUCUCUUUCUACCAUAUCGUCUACAAUCGCAUCAACAUUCUCCAAUUCGCAUCAAAACCAGUACUACUGUCAACAUCAAUUUUGAAUUUUGAAUCAAACCAAACCGUAUCAAUGGCGUGAACAGCGCGCGAUUUGGGGGUUACGGUUCUCGCGUUCUUCAUUUGUGCCGGAUCGCGAUCCCGAUGGCGGCUCCGAGGAACUCGGUGGCGGAGGGCUGCGGGGGGAGGGACGAGGAGAGCAACAAUGCGGAGGACUCGCCGACGAGCAAGAAGCCGAUAGGGGCGAGAUCGGAGGGAAAGUUCCCGCUGACGCGGUGGGAGCUCGCCGCGGCGCUGGGCGUGUUCUUCGUCUUCUCGACGGGGCUCUUCUACGUGUACUUGACAAUGCCGGAUACCGAGUACGGGAAGCUUAAAAUGCCGCGCACUGUCUCGGAUCUCCGGGCCCUCAAAGAUGACCUUUCAAGAUAUGCGAAGGCAUACCCUGCAAAAUUCAUUCUGGGUUACUGCUCAACUUACAUAUUCAUGCAGACAUUCAUGAUUCCUGGCACCAUAUUCAUGUCAUUGUUGGCUGGAGCACUUUUUGGUGUUCUUAAAGGCCUUUUCCUAGUUGUUUUUAAUGCCACUGCUGGAGCAUCAUCCUGCUAUUUUCUGUCAAAGUUAAUUGGAAGGCCUCUAGUUAACUGGUUGUGGCCUGAAAGGUUGAAGUAUUUCCAGGCAGAGAUUGCCAAGCGAAGGGACAAGCUGCUGAAUUACAUGCUUUUUUUGAGGAUAACUCCGUCGUUGCCCAACCUUUUCAUCAAUUUGGCAUCUCCAAUUGUGGAUAUACCAUUUCAUGUUUUCUUUUUGGCAACUGUAGUUGGUCUUAUUCCAGCCUCCUACAUCACUGUUAGAGCUGGCCUUGCUCUUGGGGAUCUAAAGUCGGUGAAAGAUCUUUAUGAUUUUAAAACAUUGUCUGUUCUUUUCCUGAUCGGAUCUGUUGUCAUAAUUCCUACUCUCUUGAAGAGGAAGCGAGUAUAUGAGUAAAGCUAUAGUUGAGUUCCCUUGGAUGCCAAACUGGAGGGAUGAUGGCGACUCCCUUGAUGGUUAUGCUUCCGUUGCAAGACCUGAGGAGGAACUGAGGUGCAACAAUUACUCUUGGUUGAUACAAUGUAGCAGCAGGCCAUUAACAGGUUCUUAUUAGUGCUUUCAAAAGCACGGAAUAUAGGAGUGGUUACUCUCUUUUUUCUCUAUAUGUUCACAAUCAUCCCUACUAGUAAUUUCUUCCAACUUGGGAUCGGGGCACAAAUACUCGGAUUGGAAGUCUAGUAUAGAAAAUAUUAGACUGUAGCAGUUAUGCGAAAUGGUUUCUGAUUGAAUUUCUGAUCUGAUAAUCACAUCAGUCAUUGCUCUUGGCAAAAAGGGUUAACUAGUAGUAUACGCCUAUGUUAGAGUUGAUAGUGAUACACUGUUUUGCACUUUUAUUACAUGUCUUGGUUGGAGAAGAUCCCUAUGUACUUAUUUGAAGAGAAUUUGUGCAUCUCUUUGCUGAAAGAACUGUCUAUGUUUGUUCUUA
Rhododendron vialii is the source of this 1716-nucleotide messenger RNA. RefSeq lists its product as uncharacterized. The coding region runs from base 348 to 1187 and encodes 279 amino acids. The record is from RefSeq and is a predicted model, not a curated record. Gene Ontology annotation, cellular component: endoplasmic reticulum. The transcript has 4 exons. Lineage: Eukaryota; Viridiplantae; Streptophyta; Magnoliopsida; Ericales; Ericaceae.